AUGUCCGAAGACGAAGACGUGGCUGCCGAGUGGACCGCCGUGGAAAGAAUCUGCGAGACAGGUAGUUUUGGCGAUAGCACCCUGGUGGCCCAAAGGCUGCACAAAACCUUCGGUGAGCUGCAGGCUGUGAGAGAACUCUCGUUCGCCCUACGACCGGCUGAAUGCUUCGGCCUGCUGGGAGUCAACGGAGCCGGAAAGACCACAACGUUCCGAAUGCUGACCGGCCUCACCCGCAUGACGUACGGGGAAGCCUUCAUGAGGGAUGCAGUGUUGUCCAAGGAUCCUCGGAAGUGGCAAUCCAGGAUUGGCUACUGCCCUCAAGGUAACGCACUGCUAGGAAAGCUGACCGCUUACGAGAGCCUCUACCUGUUCGGUCGGCUGCGAGGUGUACCCGAAGAGACCUUGCCAGAUGCAGUAGAGAACAUCAUUGAAACGGCAGACCUACGUGAGCAUGCAGCCAAGAGGUGCGAGUAUUACAGGUACGUCUUGCCAGGAUUUAUGUUGAAGACACUGAACGCAGUUAAGGAUAACUACGAAUAA
Molecule: messenger RNA, 540 nt
Organism: Dermacentor andersoni
Lineage: Eukaryota; Metazoa; Arthropoda; Arachnida; Ixodida; Ixodidae
Source: RefSeq, a predicted model, not a curated record